UGCUGCCUGCGCGGGGUGCGGCGACGGCGACGGCGCCCGCGGGCCGCGCGCGAGAGUCCGGCCGGCGGCGGCGGCGGCGGCGAGGCGACUCCGGGGCGAGGCAUGGCCGAUUACUGGAAGUCUCAACCCAAGAAAUUCUGUGAUUACUGCAAGUGCUGGAUAGCAGACAACAAGCCUAGCAUAGACUUCCAUGAAAGAGGAAAGAACCAUAAGGAAAAUGUGGCUAAGAAAAUUAGUGAGAUCAAAAAGAAAAGUUUGGACAAGGCAAAAGAAGAAGAAAAAAUGUCAAAGGAAUUUGCAGCCAUGGAGGAAGCUGCAAUGAAGGCUUAUCAGGAAGACCUGAAAAGGCUUGGGAUUCAGACAGAAUCUGUAACUCAGAGUUCAACACAGAAAAAGCCAGAAGAAAAGAAGGAAAGGAAAAAGAAAGUAAGAGAAUCCAGAGAAACUUCUUCAAAGGAAACAAAAGAAUGGGUGCAAGGGUUUUCUCCAGAAGGCUACGUAUACUAUUACAACACUAUAUCAGGAGAAUCUCAGUGGGAGAAACCAAAAGGGUUUCGGGACAGCUCUCAAGAAUCACGAAUGACAGGAAAAUGGGUAGAAGGAUCAAGUGAAGAUGGUCACACCUAUUACUACAAUACAGGUACUGGGGAAUCAACCUGGGAGAAGCCAGAUGGUUUUCAGUCUACUUUAAAUGAGAGAGGUCAAAAUGAAAAGUGUUCUAAAGAGACCUCAGAAAUAGAUUCAAAAGGAGUGGAAUCAGAUGGAAAUGGGGGCAGCAGAAAUGAACUGCAAAACGUGAAACAAAGCACUGGGAGAAAAGCGGAAAGCGACGAAGAAGUAGAAGACAGACCCAAAAAGAUCAGCCCCUAUGGAGAAUGGCAAGAAGUGAAACAGGAAGGUGCUGAUGGAAAGGAAGCAGCACCUCUUCCUCAGGAAACAUCCCAGGCCGCUCCUCAAAGAGCCAAACCUUACGGUGAAUGGACAGAAGUCACGGAGGAGGAAGACUCUUAUGAAAAGGUCGACCUGGAGCUCCCCAACCUGCAGAGUGACUCCUCGCCAACCCCAGCCCCAGAACUGCCGGAGGAUGCAAGAGUGGUGUUUAAGGAAAAAACUGUUACUUCCCUCGGCGAUACAACAGAGGGGAUGCCCAUCUUCAAAAAGCGAAAAUUUGAAAAUGGAAAAUCUAGAAACAUACGACAGAGACUGGACGAUCACUGAUCGUUUAUCUACAUGGCCUUGGUGGUUUUUUGAUGGAAGAAGAACCAGAGUGAAGAAAAAUAAAUACUUUAAACAGUAUCUUUCCGAGAAAUGCUUAGAAACAAAGCUUCUAGUUUUUCAGAAGUGUUGUCUGUUAAUUCAAUCAAGUAUCUUAUUCUGGAGGUGAUGCUCCUUUUUGUUGCUAGAAACUUUUCCAUUCAUGCAGUGAUGUAAAUAUAUUAUUUUUACAUAUCA
Molecule: messenger RNA, 1452 nt
Organism: Varanus komodoensis (Komodo dragon)
Lineage: Eukaryota; Metazoa; Chordata; Lepidosauria; Squamata; Varanidae
Gene: WBP4
Product: WW domain binding protein 4
Exons: 10
Coding region: 103-1218 (371 amino acids)
Biological process (GO): mRNA splicing, via spliceosome
Cellular component (GO): precatalytic spliceosome; nucleus
Molecular function (GO): zinc ion binding; RNA binding; protein binding
Source: RefSeq, a predicted model, not a curated record